Molecule: messenger RNA, 4197 nt
Organism: Somion occarium
Lineage: Eukaryota; Fungi; Basidiomycota; Agaricomycetes; Polyporales; Cerrenaceae
Source: the annotation of a GenBank genome assembly
GCUGCUCUCUUCACUGACUUGCAGCAGUGCAUUGAUGUCUGGUUGCGUAUAGGACCACAGUCUCCGCCCGCUUCUCGCCACACUAGACGUAUCAUAGUCAACAUUCAUUUAAUCUCUCGUGCUUGUCCAUUAUGCACCAUGCACGCCGUUCUAUACGUGUGUCACGACCUGGAGUGAGGACUUCUGCGACGGCUACGAAACCAGUUCCAAGGCCUUUAGGUAAAUGGGAACUCCCAAGCCAAUCUGGCACAGACACGACUCCUUCGAGUAGCAACGUCCCUCGACCUAACUUAAGCAAAUGGGGCUUGAAUGCGCCACCGUCUGACCCAGUCCCACAACGGGAACAAAAGACUAAUGAUGCUAGUCAAGGCGGGCAACGAACACAACAGGGUUCUUCGCUCAAUUUGUCUAGUAAUACCGGUACCGGCCAACGCUUUGAUUGGCAACGAUUCAAAUCCGGAAGUACUACCGGUGCACCGCGAGACCGAGAACAGCGAACCUCAAGAACUGCAGACUUCGGUCGUGAUGCCGUCCCUCACUCGUCUAACUCAUUCCAACGAGACCGUCCCCCUGUUUCUAGUUCCUCUCAGUCUCAAGGUUGGAAACGUGACCCUCCGCCAACAACUGCAGGCAGUUCUUCUCGUUUAGACCGUGAACCUGCACCUCAUCAACAAUCCAACCGUUCUCAGUCUCUUCAGUCCCCCAAAACUGCUCCUUCCCCUGACAUAAAAGCACAGUCGAAAUGGGGUCUCGAAAAUAAUCGGCACUCGGUGUUUUCAGAACCUAAACUAUCUGAAAGUGUUGAGGACGAGGAUAAAGCGAUUCCAGCGAAGUUGCCUGGUAAUCAUGCAGAACGGCUAGCGUACGAGUCUCGGAAUGCCAACAGCAGGCUCACUCGUAUCAAUUACAAGGAUCGAGGCUCCUUGGUUGCCAAGAUUUCUCAGCUCAGAAUGCCAGACGAAGAAGAUCUAGCUAUACCUGCUCAAUCUCGAGGGCGGGAUGCAUCAACGAUGAUGAAGAAAGCGAAAGCGAAAAAGAACAAGGUGCAGGAGGUGAAGCGCGUCAAUGCGGAUGUGUUCAUCCCCAGUGUCGUCUCGAUCGCCAACCUUGCGAGAUUGUUAAAUGUCAAACUAGACACAUUACAGCGGAAGAUGAGGCGAGCAGGCAUGGAGGAGCAAACAUCUCAUGAUCACAUGCUCUCGUCCGAUUAUUCGUCUCUAUUGGCGAUGGAAUUCGGCCGCAAUCCUGUUGUCAACGAUGAGGCCGCAUUCGAUAUCCACCCCCCACCCCCUCCAGUUGACAAAUCCUCCUUGCCGCUUCGACCUCCAGUAGUCACAAUCAUGGGUCACGUCGACCAUGGUAAGACCACGCUUCUCGAUACCCUCCGUUCAACUUCGGUUGCGAAAGGCGAGGCUGGCGGAAUAACACAACAUAUCGGUGCCUUUUCUGUCCCUGUACCGGCAACCUCAGGCGGAGACAAACGAUCUAUCACCUUCCUUGAUACUCCUGGACAUGCUGCGUUUUCUGCCAUGCGUGCUCGAGGUGCCAGCGUCACCGAUAUUGUGGUCCUAGUCGUUGCUGCUGAUGACGGAAUCAUGCCUCAGACAAAGGAGGUCAUCGAGUUGGUUCAGAAAGAGCAGGAUAAGGUUGGACUCGUGGUUGCAGUCAACAAGAUUGACAAACCCGAUGUUGACAUUGACCGGGUUGAGAAGAUGCUGCUUGCUGCGAACGUACUUCUUGAGAGAUUCGGUGGUGACGUACCUUGUGUUCAUGUUUCUGGGUUAAAUGGAGAAGGUCUUGACCAACUGGUUGAGACCAUCAACGCCGUGGCCGAGAUGCAAGAUGUCCGUGCAGAACAGAAGGAUGUCGUACAGGGGUAUGUUCUAGAGUCAAAGAUGCAGAAGGGUCUUGGACCUGUUGCAACCGUCUUACUCCUUCGCGGCGUAAUGAAAUCUGGCAUUCAUCUCAUCUGCGGUACAACGCAUGCAAAGGUCCGAUCGCUGACUUCACCAUCGGGUGAAUCAGUCAAAACUGUCCUUCCAGGAUCUGCAGCCGUAGUAUCCGGUUGGAAAGAACUUCCCAACGCUGGUGAUGAGGUUCUCUCCGGAAGUGAAACAGAUAUCAAACGUGCCAUAGGCAACCGCAUCCGUAAAGCUGAGAUCGAAGCCUCCAUGACCGAUAUGGAAGCUAUCAAUGUCAAUCGUAAGGAGGAACGUGAACGCCGGGAAGCUGAAGAGAAUGACACCCGCGAGCGAAAACGUCUCCAUGCGAGUGGUCUUACACCUGAAGCACCGGAGGUAAAGGAGGAGAGGAAAGAAUUGACCAUCGUGGUGAAGGCGGAUGUGAGCGGAUCUGCUGAGGCCGUUGCUCAAGCAAUCAUGGGCGUUGGCAAUGACAUUGCUGGAACCAAAAUUAUUGCCACUGGUGUUGGAGAUGUCUCUGAGUCGGAUGUGAUGCGAGCCAAGGCUGCACAAGGUUUGAUCGUUGCAUUCGGCGUGAAAGUGCCCCGUGCCAUGGAAUCUCUAGCCGCCGGACAAGAAGUGCCUAUCGUUUCUUCGACCAUCAUCUACCGCCUUCUCGACCAAGUGAAAGAGCAUGUCAUCAAACUGCUGCCUGUUACCUAUGAGACUAAGGUGACCGGAGAGGCUACAGUAUUGCAAGUCUUUGAGAUCCAAGGCAAGAAUAAGCAAAAGGUUCAAGUUGCUGGUUGCCGAGUCACCGAGGGUGUCGUAGAGAAGGGCAAGAUGGCUCAAGUUAUCCGGAACGAAAAGACUGUUUAUGAGGGCAAACUUGAUACAUUGAGGCAUCUCAAGAACGACAUAAACGAAGCUGCCAAGGGACUAGAGUGCGGUAUGAGCCUCGAAGGCUUCAACGAACUCCGACAAGGAGAUCUCAUCCAGAUUGUCAAUGAGGUUGAAAGACCUGGAGAAUUAUAGUGUCUCUCACUCUACAAUCUACGUUACAUCAUAGAUGCACAUUCAAUUAUACUUCUUCUGCUGUCGCUCGCCCUAGCUACGAAUCUUACUAGCAUUCUCAUCGUCGAGAAUGAUUUCUUUGGCGCCAAUCGUGCCAGUGCGACCGCCAACGCCAAAAGUCAAGUUCACGGGCACUUGACGGUCGGUCUUCUCAAGCAACGCCCAGCUUCGAUUGUCUUGCUUUUUCAAUGUCAACUCCACCUAAAUCAGGAUACGUUGAGUAUUAUUCAUAAACCUUUGAAAAGUGAAAACCACAACUUUCGUUCCGAAAUACUUGAAAGAGGAUGCUUCUGGGUUGACAGGUCCGAAUAGGUCAAUGGAACGACGGAAACGCUUAGUGCCUUGGAAGUACAAAUCCAAAUGAAUCUAUUAGGAAUACUCAGCAUCAGGCGAUAAUUGUAAGACCUCCAAAACGUUACCUUGUCUGUCUCUAUUUGAACGACACUGCGGUCUUUAUCAGUUUGUUUUGCGAACACGGAGACAUGCACUUCUGCUGGUGUCUGGUAGUGAUCAACACGGCAGUCUAUAAAUUCCUCGGUCUGCGAACAUGCAAAUCAGUCGCCAUAAGCAAUGGAUCUAGCAAAAUUGGCUAUACCUUAGCCUCCUUCUCCUUGGGAGCAAAGAGAUGUCGCCCUUGCUUGCAUCCACCAAUUUUGAGAAACUCAUCAAACUCAAGGACGCGACGUUUGCAACAUAGAUAACCCUAAGCGAGAAUAGUACUGAGUGGAUGAACUUCAUUUGACGUAGUCUGAUCUAUACCUUGCUUCCUUCAUGGAAAAUGGGCUGUAACGUACUUAUUGAACCCUAAACGCAUGCCAAAGUGGUGCAAGAUACUUACUGGCAGCGGAUGAUAUGUGCAGACAGAUUCCUCACCAUCUCCCCGGCUGACUUCAUCACUCACGAAGCUCUUGCCACAGCCCUUUCGUCGACAAAUGGUGCCAGGUGUGACAGGAACCGAAGGGUCAUCCUCUUCUUCCGCCGCAGGUGGGAUGGGUUCUGCAGGAGCAGAAGACGCAAUCGUCGGUGUAGCGGCGCCCGUUGUUCUGGACAGCGAGGAGUAGGUUUCUGUAGCACCCUGAUCGCUCGUCAUUGUGAGAUUGACAUUGGGCGAUGGUUUUGGUGCCUGCGGCUCGACUUUAGGUGCCUCAUCCGUAUGCGAACCUUUCGUGCAUCCCUGAUACAAACUUGUAUAGAUAAGUGUAUAGAGAGACUCUGAUCUGAU